GUUUUUAGCAGAGCGCCAUUUUGGCUCCUGACUGAGACGCGUUGUGUGAUUGGGUUCCAGGCGCCGCUAUCAGAGCCAAUCAGAGGUUCAUCGGGCGGCGGCGCAGACGAUUUGUGUUGUGUGCUGAUCUCAUAACUCAAACGGCAGCGGUCAGACAUCCAGCAUGGAGCAGUACACUACCGCCACAACGUCCACCGGAGAACAGAUAGUGGUACAGACCAGUGGUGGACAGAUCCAACAACAGGGUACAGUGACUGCGUUGCAGCUGCAGACUGAGCCUCAGAUAGGCCAGACUGCAGCCCAGCAGGUUCUGCAGGUAGUUCAAGGGCAACCUCUCAUGGUACAAGUCAGUGGCGGUCAACUCAUCACAUCCUCUGGACAGCCCAUAAUGGUACAGGCAAUGACAGGUGGACAGGGUCAAACCAUCAUGCAGGUACCUGUUUCAGGUACACAAGGGCUACAGCAGAUUCAGUUGGUACAGCCGGGUCAGAUCCAGCUUCCGGGCGGACAGACUUUACAGUUACAGGGUCAACAAGGACAGACCCAACAGAUCAUAAUUCAACAGCCACAGACUGCGGUCACAGCCGGACAGAACCAGGGUCAACAGCAGAUAACUGUACAGGGACAGCAGGUGGCACAAACCGCUGAGGGACAGACCAUCGUUUAUCAGCCCGUGAACGCUGAUGGAACCAUCUUACAGCAAGGAAUGAUCACCAUUCCCGCAUCGUCAUUAGCCGGAGCCCAGCUGGUCUCGGCUGGAUCCAACACAAACAACACCAACACCGGUCAGGGCACAGUGACCGUUACUCUGCCCAUGGCAGGAAACAUGGUCAAUGCUGGAGGAAUGGUCAUGAUGGUCCCUGGGGGUGGCACGUCGGUACCCACCAUGCAGCGUAUUCCACUUCCUGGUGCUGAGAUGCUGGAGGAGGAGCCUCUCUAUGUCAAUGCUAAACAGUAUCACCGGAUUCUCAAGAGGAGACAAGCACGUGCCAAACUAGAGGCGGAGGGCAAGAUACCCAAAGAGAGAAGAAAAUACCUGCACGAGUCUCGUCAUCGUCACGCCAUGGGCCGGAAACGUGGAGACGGUGGUCGCUUCUUCUCUCCUAAGGAAAAGGAAGAAAUGGCUUUGCAGGCCUUAAAGGUGAGCGAGGGGCUUGAGCUCAGCUCUCAUUGGGCAGCCACCUCUGCCCCGCCGCUGGGGUAACCUAACGACAGGUUUUUCAUCCAAUGCCAACCCCUAUCACAGCCAAGAGACUGAAAUCACCAUGUCCACCUACUUAAUUUAAUUUAGACCAUCCAUACGCUGUGGCUAUGUGCCCGAGCUACCUCAUGUGUCUUUAUGUACUCACAUCUGAACCCUGUUUCUGUCUGCGAAUUUACUGGUAAAUAAAACCCAACAUGUAUACUGAGAUUUUAAUGUUGUAGUAUAUAGUAAAUACUAUGUAAAAAUGAAUCCCCAUGUUUAUAAAUGCUUUUCUGUUAUGAGAUUUUUAUUUUAAUUAUUUAAAUAUAUAGCUCAACACCUUUUGGUCACGUUGAUACUUAGAGCAAGCUCAUGGUUCCCUUUGUGUCCAUAACUUAUGCUUGACUACUGCCAAAUGGUGAGAAAUUGAAGUUGAAAGUUAAAACUGUGCCAGCUAUAAACAUGGGAGAUAACACAUUUCAUCCUGUGAAUAAUAAAGCAUUCAUUUCUAAAAUGUCCAACUGCUACUAAAAGGUAAAUCUUCCACCUCUGGCUUCUUUGUUCUCUGUGCAUUUCUGCUGUCUGUCUUACCAUACUAUAAAUGUCUAGCCAGACUGCUGUUGUUAUUUUCUGAAUGCUGAGAUCUGUAUAAAGCUUUGCCCAUUGGUCUAAACGAAUAUGGUUGUUUCAUUUGUGAUGUAUGGCUUGGCUUUCACCCCUUAAUGCUCUUCUGUCUUUGCCCAGAGCUGUUGCUUUGUUGUCGCUUUUGCCAUCUUAUGUUUCAUCCACAUUGAGCUGUAUGUGGGCUCGUGUUUGACUUUGCAUUGCAUUUGUGUUCAUUACUAAAUGAUAUAUGCAAAUAAACUUUCAUUUUGGAUUUUUACACAA
This is a messenger RNA of Paramisgurnus dabryanus, 2071 nucleotides long. It is a transcript of the gene nfya, whose product is annotated as nuclear transcription factor Y, alpha. Gene Ontology annotation, biological process: regulation of DNA-templated transcription. Gene Ontology annotation, cellular component: CCAAT-binding factor complex. Gene Ontology annotation, molecular function: DNA binding; DNA-binding transcription factor activity. The record is from RefSeq and is a predicted model, not a curated record. NCBI's taxonomy places the organism in Eukaryota, Metazoa, Chordata, Actinopteri, Cypriniformes, Cobitidae.